UCCGGGAUCCAACCGGUGCACCGGGAAGCUCUGGGCUCCGCAGCCGAACUGGGACGAGGUUCGGAGGGAAACAGCAGCAGGAUGCAGAUGAUGAUGUUUGUUUCCGAUCUCUCAGUAAAAAAACCAGCCACAAUGCUCAGCCGUUCUGCGAGGUGCCAAACCACAGCCUUCAAUAACUCCUAAUGCUGAGGGGAACUACCAGAGAUCAGAAGCUCAGAAGACCGCCUCAAGGGUUUCUUUAGAAUCAGAUGACUGUUUUCUGCUGUUCACACGUAAGAAUGCGCAGAUAGGAUUCGUUGAGUCACCUUUUUGUCAGAUCAGAUCUGAAGAACGCUUGUAGUGCCAGAUCACCGAUACACAUCAAGUCAGAGGCUGGUUGAGUGAAAAAGCGACAAAAGCGUUAAAACAUGGCGUCCGGUGCCACCAUGGAGGCGGCGGACAUUGUCGUGGUAGCCGUCUACUUCGUCCUGGUGCUGGCCAUCGGCUUCCUGGCCAUGUGGAAAGCCAACCGCAGCACGGUGAGCGGCUACUUCCUCGCCGGUCGCUCCAUGAACUGGGCGGCCGUCGGGGCUUCUCUGUUUGUCAGCAACAUCGGAAGCGAGCACUUCAUCGGACUGGCUGGUUCUGGUGCUGCCAGCGGGUACAGCGUGGCAGCGUGGGAGUUCAACGCUCUGCUGCUGCUCCAGCUGUUGGGCUGGGUGUUCAUCCCCGUCUACAUCCAGUCCGGAGUCUACACCAUGCCCGAGUACCUGUCCAAGCGAUACGGAGGGCGGCGGCUGAAGGUGUACUUCGCUGCUUUGUCUCUUGUCCUUUACAUCUUCACCAAGCUGUCCGUGGAUCUCUACUCUGGAGCCUUGUUCAUCCAGGAGUCUUUAGGGUGGAACCUCUAUCUGUCCAUCAUCCUCCUCAUCGCCAUGACGGCUUUGCUGACGGUCACCGGAGGUCUGGUCGCCGUCAUCUACACGGACACGGUCCAAGCGUUCCUCAUGAUCGCCGGAGCGCUCUGCCUUACGGGCAUCAGCCUCUUCAAAGUGGGAGGACUUGAAGGUCUGAGGAUCAAGUACAUGCAGGCUGCUCCAAACAUCACCGCCAUCCUGCUGGCUUCACCCAAUCUGACCUAUUCUGCAUCGUGCCACCAUCACCUCAACCCAAAGCCAGAUGCUCUGAAGAUCCUUCGAGGCCCGAGGGAUCCAGACCUGCCCUGGCCUGGUUUCUUACUGGGCCAGACUCCUGCGUCUAUCUGGUACUGGUGUGCAGACCAAGUGAUCGUACAGCGAGUUUUGGCGGCGAAGAAUCUGGCUCAUGCCAAAGGAUCGACCGUCAUGGCCGGCUUCCUUAAAAUCCUGCCAAUGUUUAUCAUCGUCAUCCCAGGGAUGAUCUCCAGGGUCUUCUUUGCUGAUGAGUUGGCAUGCAUCAGUCCAGAGCACUGCCUGGAGGUGUGCGGUUCUGCAGCAGGAUGCAGCAACGUGGCGUACCCGCGGCUCGUCAUGUCGGUGAUGCCCGUCGGUCUGCGCGGCCUGAUGAUGGCUGUCAUGAUUGCAGCUCUAAUGAGCGACCUGGACUCCAUCUUCAACUCGGCGAGCACCAUAUUCACGCUGGACAUUUACAAGAUGCUGCGGAAGCAGGUGUCUUCCAGAGAGCUGGUGAUAGUUGGCCGGCUGUUUGUCGUUGUCAUGGUGAUCAUCAGCAUCGCCUGGGUGCCCGUCAUCAUCGAGAUGCAGGGAGGCCAGAUGUUCUACUACAUCCAAGAGGUGUCCGAUUAUCUGACUCCACCCAUCGCGGCUCUGUUCCUGCUCGGUGUCCUGUGGCAUCGCUGCAAUGAGACGGGCGCCUUCUGGGGCGGGAUGGUGGGGUUCGUCCUCGGAGCGCUGCGACUGGUUCUGGCGUUUGCUUACCGCGAGCCGCAUUGCAACGAGCCCGACGAGCGGCCGUCUUUCAUCAAAGAUGUGCAUUUCAUGUACGUGGCAGCCAUCUUGUUUUGGGUGACGGCUGUGGUGGCUGUAGUCGUGAGUCUCUGCACACCUCCACCCGGACACGAACAAGUCAGAACCACGACUCUGUGGGGGCUGAACAAGAGGAAGAAGCUGAAAAAGCAGGAAGCAGAGAAACCUGGAGAAGACACUUUGAAGCCUUUAAACGGAAACGGUGUCAUUGGUGAAGAAAAGUGUCGCAACCAAACAAACAGGCUCAGCAGCACUGAGGCGAGUCGUGAAAACGCUCAGUCACUCAAUGGCAUCGAAACCCACCGUCCUCCCCAGAAUGGCUGCUGUGUACCGAGUUCUGACCCCAAAAUGGCAGAAGAAGGACUGAGGGGUGAGGAGGGGGAAGAGGAGGGCUGCUGUGGGGUUGCAGGAGUGGAGAGUGGACGUUGUGUGAAGGUUUUAGAGUGGGUUUGUGGCUUCCAGGAGAAACCAUCCAAAGCUCAGGUCAUCACAGCUCAGGAGCAGGACAAGAUUGUGGACGAGCUUCUGCAUGAACCUCCGGCAGCCAGAAUCAUCCUGAACAUCGGACUGGUGGUGGUUUGUUCCGUCGGAAUCUUCCUCUUUGGCUACUUCUCCUUAUAGGUUCAGUGAAUUCCAAGCAGUGGGACACGCUUGUGUAUAACAGGAGUGGUCUGCAUUUUGUUUUUCUUGUUGUUGUUUUGUUUGAAACAGCCUGGCCUGUUCUUGUAGCUGCUUUUACACUGCGUUACUUUACCAUAAUGUCCACAUCACAGCACUGCAGCCACUGGUUCCUUCAUUUGACUGAUUUAUUCUGACUCUACACAAGAUAACAAACAUUCAAGUCUACCGUGAGGUCAGAGAUUGUACCCACGCCCUGCUCGUUCCUCCUAAAUCGGCCUCACAGCGAAUUAUCAUCUGAUUAAUUCAGAUAAACCCCAAAAUAGUGACUCAGACUAGUGCAUGUGACAUCAGUGACAAGAUUUUUAAAAACCUCAUAAAGGCAGGAAAUUGUGGGAACAUAAUUUGUAAUCAACACAAAAUGUGGCUGGAGUGCAACUCGCAGUUAGUCAUUGUUUUAAAGGGUUUCCUUGUGCAAAGUAAACGGUUCUGCUGCUUCUUACGUUCCUUUUCCUGCGAAAUUGGAUCUAAAAUCUUCUUGUGUCUGAAUUCUGCAGUUCGGCUCAGAAACUCCUGAAUGGGAACAGGUGCAGGUGUUCUGCAAUAGGCCUGUGUUGGAUUGUGUCAUGUAUUUUACACUGCAUGGGAAGAUGAUGGUGGAGCAUGCUUCAGACGAGCCAGGUUGCCUUGCCGCCGCCCAGCAGCCUGUCACCACGACUUUUUCUGUACGUUUCUGAAUUUUUGUCCGCUGACUGUUGGUCCCGGCCCAGUCAGCUGUGGUGUCACGGCUGCACUCAGGAGUACAAUAUUUUUUUAGCUUUUUUAAGAAACUGGUUGAUGCACUCGGCUUAUUUUUGGACAAUUUUAUUUUGUCAGAUUUUAAGCUUAGACAGAUGGUUAGUUUAAGGACCACUGGACAAUUCUAUCUGGUUUUGGCUCCGAUUAAUGGUAUAAUUUUGGCUUUUUGCAGUUUAGAGGGUUAAAUAUCCGCUGAAUCUUCUGCUCCACUGGUGACCAGUAGCGACACAGAUUUUUUUUUUAAAGAUAAAUUGAAAAAUUACUGACAGAUUUGAGAAACACUCGGGAAACCUUGAACACCUCCUCAUCCAUCCUCUGCGUUUAACAUGCGUUUAAACAUUGAACCUUUCUAUUGCUUGGCGCUGACAAUCCACGUUUCUGCAGCGACCAGCGAAGCGUCCACUUGGGGAGACUGACACAGUGGCGUUGACAUGUAUUCCAGUGUUCUCCAGGUUUCUCUGAACAGGGCUCAUGCUUUUAGGAUUUGUUUUGCUCCGUCUCUAGUUUUCUGUCCAGAUCAGACGUAAGACUUGAAUUCAAACCAACACUCCACAUUGUGUGAAUCAGCGGAUCCUCCUCUGUACUGUUCAUAUCCUUGUGCUGUGUGGGCUGGAUGCAUACUUCAGGUACUGUUUAACCACUGUGUAAAACCCUAACAGCUAUAUAAUGAUAGAAAGUCAGUGGGUCAGACAGCUUAAUGCUGUUUUGGGGAAGUUUUUCAGGACAACCUGCUUCGUUUAUUGAGCCAUCUUUGUACAAGAACAAGUUCAGGUAUUCUGCUACACAACACAAAUCAUGCCCCGUGUUAUUAGAUCACAUAAACAGAAGAAAUAUGUCUUUAUAUACAUUUAUAUAUAUAAUAGGUUUGACAUUCUUCCUAUUUUAACAUACACAACACUAAUUAGGUCGCCUAAAUUAAAUGAAACCUCAUGUAAUUAAGGAUAAUUCCAUAGAACACAAAGUAAAUGUUAUUUUCUGACUACAAACCAAAAUCCAAGUAUUAAUUACUCGUUUAAUUUUGUAUAUGACAUCUUGUUUUUAACGUAAUUGGUAAUUCUUUGCAACUGUUUAAAGCUUUAGCAGCUAGCAUCAUUUUAUAAAUGAAAAACAGUUCCCCCUGCAAAGCUAACGCUAACCGUGUUGAGUUUAUUUUCUGCCACAUUUUGCUGUGGUGAAGAUGAGACAAAUCACACAACAUGUAAUAUGAAACCACACUAUUUUCAGUUGACAAUGACAUUGUGGUUACAAGCUAACAUGCUAAUUUUAUGAGCUUGGUGGUUAGCAUGUAGCAGGCAUGCUAACAUAUUAGCAUGUUAGUUACAUGUGACAGGUCAUGUUGGUAACAUAAAAAUCCUGUCACAUGUUGUUAUCGUGUAUAAAUAUUUUGUGUACAUUACACGCUAACGUGUAAGUGUCGUUAGCUACGUGUUAGCAUGUAACCUCCAUCACUGCAAAUGGUGUUAAACAUGCUAAGUGUUAGCACAAGUCAUAGGGUUUGGAUUUUUUGGGUUUAAUUCUUCAACUCUCAUUCAGAUAUAAGACAUAAAGUGUUCUUUAUGUAUUUCCGUGUACAGUGAGGCACAUACGUACAUUCCACAUUCAAACAUGUUUCAUAACUUCAACAGACUGGACGGUUGUGACAUUAUUUUGUUGCUACGAUAACAUAUCCUUCAACCUGUUCAUGAACUUCAUAGCGAAUGUGAAUUUAAUUGAAUUUUACUGUGACUAUAACUUUUUAUUUUAGUGGAAAUGUGUCAGUAAUCCUUAAUAGUUUAAGUAUCUGAAAGAGUCGUCAUGUUGGACAUAUGGUCCAUAUGUGCUGAAGAAACUGAGCAACGCAACAAGUUGUGUUGUUCAAGGAUGACUUUUUUUAGGAAAUAAGCAUUUGAGGAUUUUUAAAAAUUAUUUUCUACGCUUAUAGACCUCAGAGGGCGUCUUACACUCAAAGGAUUCUAUUUUUUGGAUUAAAGUAAUUGUGAUUUAUGGUGUUUCUGUGUUGUUUUGUAAGAAAUGAUGUGAAACCUAUUUACAGAUGUAAAGGGAAGGACGUCCCUCUGGCGUGACUAAUCCAGGCAGUGGAGUUCGAUAGUUUUUUUUUUUUUUAAAUCCAUGAAAGACAAGCUUUAACUCGAACCAAAUUCACUGACUGGUAUUUCUAAGACGGGGGAUUUUCUCAGGAUAAGCGAAGGUGCUGGCUCUAAGUUGUUCCCCACAUCUGAGACCUCACAAGUUUUUACAAAUUGUAUUGCUCAAUAAAAAAUUGAGAUGGAACUAAA
Messenger RNA from Stegastes partitus (bicolor damselfish), 5635 nucleotides. Its product is annotated as sodium/myo-inositol cotransporter. The transcript has 5 exons. NCBI's taxonomy places the organism in Eukaryota, Metazoa, Chordata, Actinopteri, Pomacentridae. Gene Ontology annotation, biological process: myo-inositol transport; transmembrane transport; inositol metabolic process. Bases 408 to 2564 code for a protein of 718 amino acids. Gene Ontology annotation, cellular component: plasma membrane. The record is from RefSeq and is a predicted model, not a curated record. Gene Ontology annotation, molecular function: D-glucose:sodium symporter activity.